UGGCCUACGGUAGUGUUCAAACGUUUGCUCGUUGCUGGGACAACAAACGCCUCGUGUAUGUCCUGUGGGAUUUAAAUUACCGAGUUGAUGGGAUUCGGUUUCCAAACUGACGGCAGCGCUGAAGCGCAGAAUGGGUCAGGCUGGAAGGGACCGCCGCGGGUUUUCUGGUCCCACCUCCCUGCUCAAGCAGGGCCAUCCCAGAGCACAUGGCCCAGGAUUGUAUCCAGCCGGUUCUGGGAUUUGUCCAGUGAGGGAGACUCCACACCACGCGCGGUCACGGCGCAGGAAAGAAUUCCUUCCUCUUGUUCAGAAUCAGGUGCUGUUUUCACAUUUGGGAAAAGCAAAUUUGCAGAAGAUAUUCCUAGCAAGUUCUGGUUCAAAAAUGACAAGCCUGUACUUAUAUCAUGUGGAGAUGAACAUACAGCUAUUAUUACAGAGAAAGGUAAACUAUACAUGUUUGGCAGUAACGACUGGGGCCAGUUAGGACUAGGAUCAAAGAACACUGUCAGCAAACCAACGUGUGUUAAAGCUUUAAAACCAGAAAAACCAAAACUUGCUGUUUGUGGAAGAAACCACACUUUAGUUUACACAGAAAAAGGAAAUGUUUAUGCUGCUGGAGGUAACAGUGAAGGCCAGUUGGGAUUAGGUGACACAGAAGAAAGGACCACAUUUCAUUUAAUUAGCUUUUUUACCACGCAGCACAAGAUCAAGCAACUAUCAGCUGGAUCAUACACCUCAGCAGCAGUAACUGAGGAUGGGAAGCUCUUUGUGUGGGGUGAUAAUUCAGAAGGUCAGAUUGGCCUGGCCAGUGAAGCCUCUGUCAGUGUCCCCUGUAAAGUGGAUAUUGGAAAACCUGUUUCCUUUGUAUCCUGUGGAUAUUACCAUUCUGCCUUGAUUACAGGAGAUGGUGAGCUCUAUACUUUUGGAGAACCUGUGAAUGGAAAACUGGGAUUAUUCCCUGAACAGCUGAAGAACAAUAGAGUCCCACAGCCUGUACUGGGAAUUAUGGAAAAGGUUGAUAAGGUUGCUUGUGGUGGAGAACACACUGUGGUGCUGACAGAGACAGAUGUUUAUACUUUUGGACUUGGACAAUAUGGGCAGCUGGGACACGGAACUUUUGUGUUUGAAAGUUCAGUACCGAAGCCUGUGAAACACUUGAGGAGGCAUAAAAUAUGUAACAUUGCAUGUGGGGAAAAUCACACGGCUGUGAUAGCAGAGAAUGGCCUCAUGUUUACUUUUGGAGAUGGACGACAUGGCAAGUUAGGAUUUGGAGAAGAGAGUUUUACAAAUCUGUUUGAUCCCACUCUGUGUUACAAUUUCUUGAAGUUCACAGUCCUUAUGGUUGCUUGUGGGGGUUGUCACAUGCUGGUUUUUGCUGCUCCAAGACCUAAAGGAUCUGAGGUAAUCUUGGAAGAUUUAUGUGAGCCUCGUUUGACUGCUACUCUCCCUAAAAUGAGUGGGGACUUUGUACUAGCAAACACUUUGCAAUUAUCAGCAGCACGGAUACGGCGUCGAGAGAGGGAAAGGUCACCAGAACAGUUUGUUCGAAUGGCACAAACUCUGCCUCCAAUGGGGGAAAGCUCCUUAAAAUCCUCGUUGCCUGUGACAAGCAACACCAGCCCAUUCUGGUUUUCUGCAAAAAGUCAUCCUAAAGCUGAAUCUGUAAGGGAUGGAGACCAUGAAAAAGAAAAUAACCAUCAAAAAGAUAAACCUGGUGAAGUCUCUUCAGAUCAAGAUUCAGAUGAUGAAAAUAUUGACAGAAACCUUGGGGAUACAAGUGACAUCCUAAAUAUGACACAUGCAAUGAAGUUGAAUCCUGGUGACUGGUCCUUAAAAUUAUCACCACUCCAAAAACGGAAGGAACAAAACUUGUCUGGAGAUAAAGGAAAAGAAGAAACAGAAGGAGAUAAAGCAAAAGAAGGAACAGAGAAAGAAGAGGAAAAAAAAGGAAAAGAAAAGGAUCGUAAACCACCUGAGGGAGAGACAAGCAGUAGUAGUAGCACUUUGGAAACUGGAGAGACAGAGGAAACUACUCAGAAAGAGCCCAUCGUUCAGCAGGAGGAGGAAAGCACUGACAAUCACACUGUGAAGAAUUCGUCAGAGAACACUGAUGACCAAAAAACUGGAGGAAUUGUGGGGAGAAUAAAGUUUUCCCUGUUCAAGAGAAAACCACUGACAAGCCAGAAGAUUGAAUGUAGUGGAAAGGAAGACAGCCCUGAAAAGCCAUUGCAGAGUGAAGAAAAAGAAAAGGAAGAUUUAUCUGGUGAAGACAGUAAGGAUGAAAAUCAGAAUCAUACACCAGAGAAUUCCAGUGAAACUGCAACUAACCAGAACAGAAGGGUGAAAGUUAAUACAUGUAUAUUGCUGUAACACUGUUACAAUAUAUGAGAAUGUGACAGUCUUAAAGCACAUAAGUGCAAUUUUUACUUGAAAACAUUUCAAGUUAUGACUUGAGAUGUUGAUGGCUGCUUUUGUUUUUAUUGAUUUGAUUGCUGUAAUUUUAAAUAGGCAGAUGAUUUUUUUGGUAUUUAUUGGUAAUUUUAAUAGUUCAAAAUGAUGUGCUUAUCAGCACUUUGCUGGAGUUUGGUGGCCUUACCUGUUGAUGUUCUAAAGCAAAAUAUGGGUUUUUUAAAUGUGAAAAUCAAAUACAGGAAUUUUAUGGAUUUUUGCUAAAUAAGUUUAUUGUUUCUGUCUACAGAGUACCACUUCCAGCAUGAUACUCUUGCAAAAUUAUAAUAUUUGAUGUAAGAUAUUAUUUGGUUUAACAACCUAGUUAAGAAUAUUGAAGGUACUCACUUACUUGGAAGUAUCCAUGUUUCUUUCUGUUUUGACAUAGAAAAAAAUAGCAGUAAAACUUUCAAGUUAACUUGUAGGCCAUUACUGAAGACGUUACUUGAGUAUGUGCCUAAUUUCAUGCAUGGCAGCACACCCAGUGGAAAUAGUGUAAGUAUAGAAAUACCCUGCCAAACUGUGACAGGGAGAAAGCUUUUAUUUCUGAGAGGUGCUGAAAACCUUUGCUCCUGCUGAAAUUGGCAUGAGCUGAUGGGCCUCUCCUCACUGAAUCAGGCCCAGUAAAAACUGGACACUCUCGCUCUUGCAUCACUUGGAUUCUAAUCAUGUAUUCUCUGAACAUCCACACCUUAAUGAGUCUCCAGUGAAGCUUUUCUUACAGGAAAAUAAUGCAGCCAGAGGUACUGUGAGUUCAGUAUGACAAAUUGAUCUUUAUGGGAUAAAUAUUCAUGUUUUUCUCAGGCAGAGUCGCUUUUCUUCAGAUGGCCACUUAGCAGGAGGAGCCAGAAAUCAGUACAAAUAAAACUGGUUAACACCACUGUAGCAUUAAGAAGCAGGAAUUCUUUAUUCAGCAGAUGCUCAAGGGGAUAUCUCCUCCAAAAUAAUGUGCAGGCUGAGUACAGAAAAAGCUCCUGUUUAUAAAUUAUAUUUCACAUACACAGUCAUUGAUUUUCCCAUAGUAAGCAUACACGUGAUAAAUAAUUUCCAUGAAAUCAUUAAUAUCUUUUCCCUUCCCUUUACAUGCAUUCUUCUGUCCUGGAGGUCUCUUUGCUGGUCCCUGGUGGUUGGUGACCCCAGAGUCAUCCCUGACCACACAGGGAACUGGUAAAAGGUGGGACAACUGGGCUGGUCGCUUUCCAGUUCUCCCUUCAUUUUUUCCUAGUUUCAAAGUUGCUUAAAUUUUAUAUAAUAGGUCAGAAGUGUCCAGAGUUGAUUUCAUCCAGAGUUGGUUCACCUGAAUGCUUUGUCCUUAUAAGUAUAGCAGGUGCCCAGAUUCUUUCACAGGGCCUCCUCUGCUACCAUAAUCAUCAUACUAAAAAGCUGGAUGCUUGGGUCAUUCUUUGCCAGAGUUAAUUAGGUUCCUUUUGUGUCUUUUGUUUUCCUUUGGGCUACUCCUGGGUUCUGCAGUGAACCUUACAUGAGGGGUUUUCUCCUCCAUUUUAUUUAUCUAUUUUCUUAUUUUUCUGAAUGCCACAUGUGGUUUCUGUUCUACUUGGAGUGAAGUGGAAAAGGAGAAAUAAAGUAAAUGGCUCUCUCAUUAAUUUAAAUAAAUUUAAUUAUUUUUUUAAGGGGAGGUCAGUGAGAAAUUUUUACUGUAAUGACAAUUUCUUUUUUUAAAGGUGAACAAAUCUAGUGAGAAAUAGUACUUUAAAAUGGGAAUUACCCUCUAAUCUAACACUACAGAAGUUUAUGCAAUGGACUGUAAACUGCUGUAUGUCUGAUCAGUUUCAGGGAUAGGUACAUUUAUCUUGUUCACACACUAUGCUCAACAAGAAGCAGGAACAUAUUAACCCAUUCCAAUGUCUUUUUUACAUGUCUUCAUUUUUAAUAAAAAAGAUUAAACAAAUAAAACAAUUUACAUGUGUAUGUGUAUUAACUUAUAGGGUGUUUUAACAAGUUCACAAGGUUUAUGACAAAAAUUA
Messenger RNA from Cyanistes caeruleus (blue tit), 4433 nucleotides. The record is from RefSeq and is a predicted model, not a curated record. NCBI's taxonomy places the organism in Eukaryota, Metazoa, Chordata, Aves, Passeriformes, Paridae.